Molecule: messenger RNA, 1302 nt
Organism: Adineta steineri
Lineage: Eukaryota; Metazoa; Rotifera; Eurotatoria; Adinetida; Adinetidae
Source: the annotation of a GenBank genome assembly
AUGGAUUCUCUAUCACAAUGUCAAAUAGUUUUAUCGAAAAUUAGUGAAUUUUAUCGAAUAAAUAUAAAUGAUCCAGAUGAAAAAAUAAAAGCUGCAAUUCAAAAUCUACUUGAUUUAUGGCCUGAAGUACUUGUUUCAGCUAAUACAGCAACAGAUGAUGAAUUAUUUGCUUUAAAUGUUAGUCGAGCUGUAUUAACCCAAGUAUUUGCAAUUGUUUUAUCAAAAGAUUUUUUUAAUAAAGAUCAAUUAUUAGUUCGUCAAAUAUUUUUUUCACUCUUUAAUAUUCUCGUUGACAAUACGAGUAUAUUUCAAGAUAAUAAUUCAAUAUUUAUUGAUUCUAAUAUACGUCUUGUAAUAAAAAUGGCAAUGAGUAUAACAUCGUUUGUACAAUUUAACGAUGGUGAUCUUACGAAACCUAGUGAUCAUCAAUUAUUAAUUGCAAUACGUGAACAUAUAGAUCAAGAUUUUAAGCAUGAUAAUUUAACUGAUGUUGUUAUAUCAUUUAUUUGGAAUCUAUCAGAUAGAACAAUGUUAGUACCAAGACUUUUGAAAGCUGGUUAUGCAAAGAGUGUUGUUGAUUGGAUUUUAACUCGUGAAAUGAAAUUUACAAUUGAUAAAAUAGAUGCACCUAUACACAUUUUACAUAAUUUAGCACGACAUGAUGAUGGUAUUGAUCAACUUAAUAGUUAUGAUGCACUUGAUGUAAUUGAAGAAAUAAAAACUCAACCAGAUAUAUUUGAUGAUGUUGAUGAUAUGACAACGCAUAUUGCUAUGAUUCGUACAUUACUUUCUAAUACUAAACAGAUAAAACAUCAUUCAACAUAUUAUUCAAAUAAAACUGUAAAUAUGUUAUUACAAUUAUCUAUAAAUGCAGCUAAAAAUGAAAAUUAUCGUUACAAAGGCUCUCAUGUAUCUGAACCAUUAACUGUACUUGUUAAAUUGUUUUAUAAUAAUGAAAUAUUAGAUAAUAUACUUUGUAAAAAUGAAAUCAAACCAUCCUUAACAACAUCAUCGAUUAUUGAACUUUUUACAACAUUACUUUGUCAACUUUAUUCUAAGAUAAAUCUUGAUAAUGAUUUAUUAGAAAAUUAUACUUGUGUUGUUAUAUUAAAUCUAUUUUGGCUUAUUUCAAAUUAUGAAAAAUAUAGCUAUUUAAUUGGUGAAUGUAAAAAAUUAAUGGAUAUUGUAAAGAUUGCUGCCAAUGAUAAACAAAGUUUUAUUGAUACAUUUAUGCCACGAACAAUGAAAAGUAUUCAUCAAACAGCUAAUGAUAUUCUAAGAAAAUUUAAUAAUAAUAAUUAA